Messenger RNA from Lacerta agilis (Sand lizard), 660 nucleotides. Its product is annotated as spermatogenesis-associated protein 9-like. The record is from RefSeq and is a predicted model, not a curated record. NCBI's taxonomy places the organism in Eukaryota, Metazoa, Chordata, Lepidosauria, Squamata, Lacertidae. The coding region runs from base 64 to 660 and encodes 198 amino acids. The transcript has 4 exons.
CCAUAAAUAUCAGCUUGGUUAGGCUAAUUUUAGGAGCUGUAGUCAGACACCAGGGCAUGCAGGAUGUCUCUCAGGCCAAUUGGCUGGAUAUGUGGAGAGCUGGUCAGGAAAUUUGCUGGACAAGCCCAGAUAAUACAGAGAGUCGUCUUGGAAAUUAUAGAUGAGAUUAGGGAUGAAUUCCCCAAUUUACUGAGACUGACAAGCUCAAACCAGGAUGGCAAUCGCACCGUGCAGCAGUCUAGAUCUGUUGUGGCGAGAGUGUUCUAUUCCGCUCAUGCGGUAAUGGUUAGCUCUUCAAAAUCAAUAGCUAAAUUUGUGCAGCCACACCUUCUUCAAAAAUUGACGGACCUGCAAAGAGUAUCACAUAAUCUCUUGCAUAAACUGAAUGCUCCCAAACAACCUCUUUAUAAAAUGAAGACAGUCUCCAUUAAUAAAGCACUGGGAAGAAUUAAAAGCAUAAUUGAAACAGAAAAGAGCUCCAGGGAAAGCAGCAGUGAUGGUCUCGAUGCAGAUGGAUUUCCCAGAGUCAGGGAAAUGGCAAGCGAGUCUGCAACUUCCUCUGCACACGAAAUAUCUUCAGAGUUGACUAUUAAGGAAUCACCAAGCAGCGGAAGCAUCCAUACACUACUUUCGGCAAUAGAUAAAGAAAAUGAACAAUAA